AUGGAUGUCAUCCGCCUUUGGCUAUUCCCGUUCUCACUGCUCGGGAAGGCCAAGACGUGGUUUUACUCCAACAAAGAGGCUUUCAAUACAUGGGAAGCUUGUUCAAAUGCAUUUCUGGCAAAGUACUUCCCGGUGGACAAGACCAAUGCCUUCCGGAAUAGAAUCUUCGGUAUCCAGCAAUUACCGGACGAGACCAUCCUAGAGGCUUGGGAGCGUCUACAGGAAUACAUUCAAGCAUGCCCGUACCACGGCAUGGAGGAAUGGCUGAUCAUUCAGAACUUCUUCCACGACCUGGAUCAGCAAGCCAAGGACCAUGUAGAUGCAGCAGCGGGUGGCUCCUUUCUCUCUCUCGAUGUUGCGGGCGUGAAGACAUUGAUCGACAUGAUAGCCUCCAAUCAGAGUUGGAGAGGUGACAAGCAGCCAGCCCGUCCAAGAGGCAUGCAUCAGAUCGACAGUGUCGAUAUGCUGGCUGCUAAGAUGGACCUUCUCAUGAAGAAACUGGAAUCUCCGCACAAGGAGGUGAACCAGGUUUUGGAGUCUCGAAUGACAUGUGAAACAUGUGACUUCAUCGUCCUCGACAUGGAAGUUGACACCAAGACACCUCUCAUUCUUGGGAGGCCAUUCUUGAGUUCCACAAAUGCAAGUAUUGAUGUGGGAGCCGGAGAAAUUCAGCUCAACAUCAAUGGUCAGAAGGAGACGUUCGCCUUCAAGCCGAAGGUCGAACAAUGUUCUCAAGUUAAGGCAAUCAACCGGAAAAAGAAAUCCAAGAAAGAGCCGGAGAAGCCAUCCACCCCACCUAUCGAAGCCCUCAUUGAGUACGUAGAAAGUCUACGGAUUCAAGAGGAGGCGAAGCAAAUUAAGCUUCACAACUACAGAAAUGCGAGACGAAGGAUCCAACGAACCAUGUUCGAGAAGGCCAAAGAAAAGAUCAAGAGGACGUUCUCGAAGAGCUCAAGGAGUCCACGGAGUUCAUCUUCCUUGCGGUUUACUAUGUCGGUCUACUCCGGUCGCCAUACAAAUGUGUCCUGGGAGGAAGAGGAACCUCCAGCAGUCCCGAAGCCCCGUCUUCACAUCAAGGUUCUGACGAUGGUCGAGCAGAUCGCCGUCAAGAACGAUUAUGAACGGGAGGCCCUGGAGCUAUUGAAGAAGCAGAAUUUUGGCCAUGCCAAGAGGUUCGAAUCUUGCUUCCUCAUGAAGACAGGACUCAAGUAG
Molecule: messenger RNA, 1212 nt
Organism: Panicum virgatum (switchgrass)
Lineage: Eukaryota; Viridiplantae; Streptophyta; Magnoliopsida; Poales; Poaceae
Exons: 3
Coding region: 1-1212 (403 amino acids)
Source: RefSeq, a predicted model, not a curated record